Messenger RNA from Dendronephthya gigantea, 773 nucleotides. Its product is annotated as placenta-specific gene 8 protein-like. Bases 284 to 658 code for a protein of 124 amino acids. The record is from RefSeq and is a predicted model, not a curated record. The transcript has 4 exons. NCBI's taxonomy places the organism in Eukaryota, Metazoa, Cnidaria, Anthozoa, Malacalcyonacea, Nephtheidae.
CCUCCCCUCCACUAUGGCAAUGCCGUUCUGCACUGCAGAUAUAGAUUUCCCCAAGGUUUGACCGCUGUUUUCUCCUCUUGCAAGCCUGAACGCCGUGUCGAUGUGUUCAUAAGGCUUACGUUGACGUGAUUGACAAUGUUAAAAGCUUUAAUACGAUUAGAUCCGGAUCCAUUUCACAACAGCUCUCAAGCAAAAGGGAUCAUCACUUCACAAAAGCGAAUUACCUGACGCAACGAAGAAUUCAAGUACUUUUUACAAGACUUUUCUGAAAGAUACAGCUGAAAUGGCCGCUGUUGAACCAGCUGUUACUGAACAACCGGAACAAGCCGCUCUUGACGUUGGCCCACCUACGGGGGAAGGCCCACCCCCUUCGACUAUCGGGUGGAGCUCGGGGCUGUGCAAAUGUUUUAGUGACAUGAAAUCGUGUUGUCUUGGCUUUUUCUGUUCCCCGAUUCUGGCUUGCAAGCUGAGCGGGAAAAUGGGCGAGUGUUGCUGCGCCGGGUGCAUUGGACCAGCGGCGCUCAGGACAAAACAUCGCAUGAAACACGACAUCCAGGGUUCCGUGUGCAACGACAGCCUGGUCAGCUGUCUACCAUGUCUUCUGCCAUGCGCGUUGUGCCAACUUGCUCGGGAUUUGAAGACAAGAUCACAGCCUUGAACACUUCAAAACCAGAUGUAGACAUUUUGUUUUUUCCUUGUAAUAUAUAUCUCUGAAGAGACAGUAUUUUAAGUUAUAACCUUCUUUUUAUAACCAAAAGUGUAUAAAAAAUAUA